AUGCUACAACCAUGGGCAGUCGGAUCAAUGUCAAGUGUCAAAGGGGCUCAGUUAUAUCAGCCGGUGCUCAAGGCUGACCACGAGUUUCUCGUACAACAUAACAUUGAUUAUCAGCCGGUACUGUAUCCCGGUUUUGCCUGGAGCAAUUGGCACAACACAACCCGUAACGCCCAGCCCCGAUUGCAUGGUGAUUUUAUGUGGCAACAGUUUGUCAAUCUUAGACAACUGGCCAUACCCAGUGCCUAUGUAGCCAUGUUUGACGAGUACGAUGAGGGUACGGCCAUUGCCAAAGCGGCCGAAACCAUAGAGGACAUACCCAGUGACCAGUACUUUCUGACACUGGAUGCCGACGGUGUCCGAGUGUCUGACGAUUUUUAUCUACGACUUGUCGGUGAUGGCAAUCGUAUGAUCAGCGGACAGAUACCCUUCGUUGUUUUUCUUUUCAAUAAAAUCGGUGGUAAAUAUCUUCUCGAAAAUCUCUGAUUGUGAACUGAGAAGUAAUUUUGAAGCAAAAAACUCUGACUUCUGAUCUUCUUUGCCGACAAUCAGUCGACAAUCGGUCAACUCUUUGACAACAAACAAUUGUCUGAAACGAUAUCGAUUUGUGUCAAACAUUUCGUGGACAUUGUAUUUCUUGUGAAUCACUGUUAUAUCAAAACCAACGGUAAGUACGUUGCCAUCAAAUAGCCGGUUCCUAUUGUCGUACAACUGUUGUAUUGUGACAACUAAUGGUAUACUAUUUCGGAAAUUCAUGUGAAAUAGAUAUCUAUUUUCUUUUGUCGCAAACAAUUGAUUGUUGUUGUCAAUGA
Molecule: messenger RNA, 809 nt
Organism: Oppia nitens
Lineage: Eukaryota; Metazoa; Arthropoda; Arachnida; Sarcoptiformes; Oppiidae
Exons: 2
Coding region: 1-483 (160 amino acids)
Source: RefSeq, a predicted model, not a curated record